UGUUGUAAGGAGGACACUUUUGAACAGGCAGUGUUUGAGGUAACAUGGAACAGAAGAACACACCAGUGACCGGUGGCGUAGGCAUACUUCAUAGAGUCAAAGAUGGGAAGCAUCACUAUGAAGUGGACACCGUUUUUAAGGACGGGAAAGACAAAACAAGAUUUUUCAUGAGAACAGGAGAUCAACUCUUGAAGAUGAAUGGAUUCGACAUGGGGGAUUUAUCCCCAGAGAUGUUUGCAGACCUGUUGUCUAAAGGCAGUCCUAUGCUGGCAGUCCACCACCCUGGGGUAAGGGGUGACCCUGAGGAGGCUCCAGAGAAAACAGGGGGCUUCUGUCCGUUCUACAAAGAGGAGACUGUCCUGACGAUCUCCAUGAACAUGGUGACUGACCCAAACCUGCAGGUCUGUUGUCAGGAAGAUGAAGAUCUCCAGGGAGAUGAAGAUCUCCAGGGAGAUGAUGACUGUGAGCUGGAGACUGUUCUGCUAGUCAAGAUGGUGGGCACUACGGUGGCUGUGGUGAGAGGCCGGGGCUGUCUACACGGGGAGACCUGCAAGGACUGUGGCACCACAGACUGCACUCUUGACGACAUUGUGUUCGUGUCAGAAAGGGUUGAAGUGUCUCAGGAGCCCUCUGAUUUCCAAAUAGACAUCGAGAAAGAAAACAUGGCUAUCAAUGACUACAGAAGUCAAAUGUUUCUAACUCACAAGGCAAACACGGCCUGUUUGAAGGAAACACGAGCAAAAAUGACAAUUUACUAUUACGAGUCAGAUCAAAUGGAUGGUAUAGGUGAAAGUAAAGGAAUGCCAGUUGUCUUGAAGUUUACGGAUUCUGACAAGUUCCUAAAAUGUUCCAGAACUGGCGAUGAUGUGACUUUGAGUGUCAUGUCAUGCCAGAAAGACCUGAAGUUCAUCUCUAAGAACGAUAAGGAGAAAUUGUCAUUCGUCUUCUACAUGAAGGAAGACCAGAGCAAAGGGCAUCUUUUCGAGUCCGCAAGCUGUGAGGGCAGGUUUCUUCAUGCUCUCUCAUCCAAAGUGUAUGUAAAAAAACGUGACCAAAUACAAGAAAAGGAUUCACUGUACUUUUUUAUCCAUACCAUUUCUAAGUAGUUGAAAAAAGACGCACAACCAUUUAAUAUAAAAACAAGGUUAUAGGCCAUUUGCAUGUAACUGCCAUUGUAUACAUUAAUACUAUCAUCUCACUUUCAACAAUACAUGUUCUUUUAGGAAUUAAGUCAGCUGUCGGAAACAGGAAUAAACUUCAUACCGUGUUGAAAGCAUGGUCUUUUAUUUAUAUCUGACAUUAAUAAUGUUACAUAGUGUUACAUAAUCAUUUCAAAUACCACAUCUUCUGACAUAGCACACCUUCAAGGAUAUAAACAUAUUACUUAGUUUCUCCAUGACUCCAUUGUUUCAAUUAUAUCAGUAAUGUUAGACUGUGCAUCUGAUCAAAUAAAAACAAAUAAACGAGUAUAUUACUGUC
This is a messenger RNA of Clupea harengus (Atlantic herring), 1479 nucleotides long. RefSeq lists its product as uncharacterized. Gene Ontology annotation, biological process: cellular response to lipopolysaccharide; immune response; positive regulation of gene expression. Gene Ontology annotation, molecular function: cytokine activity. The record is from RefSeq and is a predicted model, not a curated record. NCBI's taxonomy places the organism in Eukaryota, Metazoa, Chordata, Actinopteri, Clupeiformes, Clupeidae.